GAACAUGUGAGUGAGCGAAUACUGCAAACCGAUUAUUACCCGGAGCAUCAUUGUUUAUGUUUUGUAUUAUUUUCUGCAUGAUGUGAGUGUUAGUUUCUCCAUACUUAGAAGUUGUGUGAUAUUUCUUUGUUCUUCUUUUUCGACUCCAGCCAGGCAUAUUGGGUUUCUGGACAAUUGCAUUUUUGCAUGUUGUUCGGAUUCCCUAGGUUGGCGGGUUGUAAGUACCUAGUAGUUGUAAAGUAAGUAUAGUAAGUUAGUAGUACCUCUCCGUCUCUCUAAUAUUUUUUUAAUGCAUGAUAGAUCAUGAUGUCAGUCUACAUUGUAGAGUAGUUUCCGUUCAUUCUCCUUUGUUACGCAGCUGUGCCGUCUUAGUGGAGUAGAUAGUUGGGACAGAGGAAGAUGACGAGUUGCAGUAGAGGCCUUUUAUGAAUACAUUGAUGUUCUUGUUGUUGUUGUUGUUAUACAUUAUGUCUUUUUCUACAUUAUGUCUUUUUCUAAUGUUUUUAGGCAGUUGAUAGGGCAAAACAUAAUCCAUCCGAAACCCUGUCAGUAGGAGAAUGAGUUCUUAGCAAGACCACGGUGCAGGAUUUUAUAAAUUUUUGAGUUCUUAAAAAUCUUAUAUGUUCUUACCCAUGAUUUGAUUGGAUGAUUAUUUUUGUUGUAUAGUCUUUGUCUUUGGUUCUUCUCUCUAUACUAGGUCGUUGCUGCAAAAGCCAACCGCAUAUGUGAUGAAACCUUAGUACUUAGUUUGUUCAAACUGAUUUCUUAUUUGAUGAUUUCUUUGUUCAAGAAAAUUUGUAGACCACUGACUCGACCCAUUGAAAUUCACCUUUUGUUCUACCUCUUACGUCUAGUACCAUAGCUACUAGUCCGUCUUCUUCAUAGAUAUAAGUAAAAAUAACAAGAACAUGAUGUUAAUCGGUCGUGAAGAAAGAUCACAUUAAUGUUUAUUCUAUGAACGAUGACGGCGGUUCUCGAUGAGCAAUUAUUGCAUAGAUCGUGGAGCGGUCAAGAGCUGAUCUCUAGUACUAGUGCUAGUGGUGUUGGGGAUCGUAGUGCUGGUAGUGCUAGUGCUAGUGAUGAAGGAACGACUGGCAAUACGGGUGAAGAGGACUACGACUACGAUUUUCAGCCUCUUCAGCCUCAUUUGAGGUUGAAGGUUGAAGGUGAGGUUGAAAGAGACAGGUGGAAGUUCGAACAGGAGGCAGCGUUUGUCGUGGACGAGCACGAGGAGCAAAACGUUCUAGCUCCUCCUGCUGAGGAAAUCUAUACUCCUUCGUAUUUGUUUGGUGAGCAACAUCAGCAUAGACAUAGUAGUGCAGAGCACAGCCACAACAGGUGUCUCGUUGAACAGGAACACAAUAGUGGUGAACGUCAAAGUCUUGUUCAACAAGAAGAUGUUGACACCAGUUUUCCAUUGGACCACGUUGAAUUCGGCCACGCCCUUCAGGUGGUGCAGGAACGAUCCGACACCGCCUCCACGAUCAGCCAGGCGAUCUCGCAUCGAGAUGACUUCCUCGACUUCGAUCCAUCAGCAUCUGAACCACUUCUGACAACCUCGAAGUCGAAUGUGUCGAAAGCUACAACAAGUGCGAGAACAGUAGGCUCAACAGCUGCUUCGACGAGAGACCUAGGAGCGACGACGAGGGAAGAACAAGGAGAUUCGAGAGAAGAGCAAGAAGAUGGUGGAGUUGGAGAACAUCAUGGUGCUGGAGAGGAGGACGUGGAAGAUGGGUGUGCACCUGGUGGGGCUGCAGCAGAGGAGAAGCACGCAGGAGACGCACAAGCUUGUUCGGCAGAAGCACAACCUCCACAACAGGAGGCUUCUUGGUCAUCCUCUCCAUCAGAGCAUCCAUCUGGAUUAAUAGAACAACACCAAGAAAAGGUCAUCCUUCCCAACAGCACAGACACAGAGGGAGUUGAAAAGAUCCUAACGCGCUUCGAAAAUCGGCGAAGUAAGAAUGCAUUAGAGCUAUCCCUUUCAUCGUCUAGCUCGUCGACAGGAGGAGGCUUCACGUUGCGAGAAGCCAAAAGCGCACCAUCAGGUCUGAAUUUGGCAGGUCAACGAGUACAACAAGAUACAUCUUCACCUGGUUCCGCAGAUGCGACAGGAGGAGUACUUGCUAGUCCAGAUUUGCCAAUAGUGUCGCCUACAGGAAACGAUUUACAUAAAAUUUUAACAGCUUCCGCUUCUGGAGGGGUACGAGAAGACGAGUCAACUACACCUAGUACAACUUUGGCUCCGAUACUAGGUUCUUCAGCAACCAGCAGUAUAAAGAACAAUUCUAUCUUCACUGCUAGUCAGAACGGACCAGCGCUUGCUUCAUCUAGAGGAGGCUUCGGCCGCACCACUAGUUCUCCAGCGAAUCUGCAUGCGCGUAACAAUUGCGUGAUGAAGGAGGACCCUUGGAGAGGAUGGCGGAUUCUGAUUGACCGUUUUUACCUGUACUACUACAAUCCCGUGAGGAACGAGAGUGUCUGGGAGCUUCCACGCGAUUUAUACGGCGUCUUAGGCGAGUGGAAGCCAAUAAUGUCCUCGUCCCACACGGGCGAAAGGUUCUGGUUCAACUCGCAAGCACAGCUGUCUUUGUGGGACGAUCCGCGGCGAACGUGUGACGUUUUUUCCGCGGUUUUGACGGGGAACACGCUGUUCCUACACCUCUUUUUCGAGUGUGCGGGAGAUUUGGAGGUAGCGCAUCCGGAUACUGGUGCGUCGCUAGUUCACUAUGCAGUUGCCAGUGGAAACUGGAAAGUUCUCGACUUUCUUCUCCGGAAACUCGAAGCCUCGAAGAAGAUCCAUUUGCUAAACCGUACAGACAAGGAGGGGAUGGAGCCAUUGGUCUACACAGUGCGGACCGGAUAUUGGAAUUUGGUACUAUAAGUAAGUACACGUGGUCACCUAUUUGAUGAAGGCUACAGAUCAUUUAUAAUGUGACUAAUGACAUCCUCCGUGACUGCUCUCCAACAGGUCCGUCCACUCUGCGAAGCUGGUGCUGACGUCGGCAACGCGUUAGCUCUCGCACAAAGUGCAGGAGCACUUGAGUGCAUCCGAGAACUUUUUCCCUAUGCGUCAGAGGAUGGUAAGCGAGAUGUGGAUGCUUUGCUAAGGGCUAGCGGAAUGUUCCCCCAUGACCGAGGGCGGGGCGGUCUUCGAGGUGGUGUCAAUGAUGCUAGCUUAGGUUUUGGCUCUUCAGAAGCUCACAACGGCAACGCGCAAAUCUCUGAGCAUCUUCAAGUGGGAAGAGAUGGUCGAAGUAGGGGAAACGGACUAAUUGCGGAAGAUGCGCCAGCAUUUCUCUCUGCCCGCGGGGGUGCAGAGGACUUUUCUUCUGGAGCAGCCGGCACUCAUGGAGGGGAAGAUGGCAACGUCGUGAGUCAAAACACAAUCACGACAACUUCUUCUUCUAGGCAGAACAAUCUAGUGGGUGGAGCACGACAGCGAGACACAGAAAAAUCUUCUGUUGAUGCGAUGAAAGCACCACGCGGAGGAGUAGGAGGCACAACAUCCGACAUUUCGUCCACAAGUGAGCGGGAGAUGGAGGAGACACCCAAAGUGUUGCGGCUAGUGUCGAACAUUGUAGAAGGCGUCUUCGGAUCCUGGGAAGACGACGAAGAGGAAUUCCAGGAUGCCUCUGAAGAAGGAGCAUUGCUGCCUAGUAGAACUAGAGAGGAAGAGUUGCAGCAGCUACAAGCGCAACAGCAAGAGGACAUAGAUGCUGAGAGGAGCCGAGAUCUGAGGCUACGAAACUUGUACGAGGACAUGCACAAAAACCUGUACAAGAACAGACGAAGUGGAGUACUACUAUCUACCUCCUCACUUGGAGGAUCAGGCGGAGGUCGACCACGAGCGGAGGGGUCUCCAACUACGUCAAUGAUGCAGGAGUCGACGCAGCAGAUGAUGGGUGAGAGCUCAAGCCAGCUUCCCAGUAUAGACGAAGGACAGAACAAAAACGACCUACUUGAGCACCAUGAGGAGGGGCAAAAUGGAAACAUUAGCAUGGGUAAACAACCGCACCAGCACUCCUAUGGGGAGCUUCGUCAGACAGCAACACCAGCAACACAACAUGACUCUUAUUACUACAACGGAAAUGGGACCGCUGCUGGUUCAUAUGAUGCGGCGGCAUCUGCGUGGGACGCUUCACACGUCGGGAAUUCUACUCGUCCUUCUUCACCUGACUGGCAGCCGACUUGGCAGCGCCCAGAUCAACAGGCGCACCAGGAGUAUUACAACAAUUAUGCUGGUGUUCCUGAUCAUUCUGAAUACAACAACGAAGAAGUAGGAGGUAAUACCUUAUGGCAGUCGACGGAAGCUGAACAAGUUGAUGUAGGAGCACACGACUGGUCGUCGGGACCGCGUCAAGAACAUGCAGUUGAGGAAGAUCACAGUACCACUAGUACUCGAAGGCCAGUAGGAUCAGUGCCGUUAGGGGGUAAUAGUCAGGACGAUCAAGAGUGGCAAGCCUGGCCACAGCAAGUACCGCAAAUGAGCCACUCCAAUGGUACACCGCAUGAUGAUGUAUUACAGGAGGAGGAGCAGAUCAAUCACGACUACUAUAAUGCAGCAAGAACACCAGAGACACCUGCAGCGAAGAGCAUGUUUGACGACUACUAUACGGGAGAAGAGGCUGCUCAGAUGGACCUCCAGUUAGCUGGCGAUACAAAUAAAAGUAGCACACCUGCUUCUAAGAAAGAAGACAAGACCGAGAAGGAGUUUCUUUCUACACCACAACAGUCACCCGCACCUUCCUGCUCAUCAACGGCAGCGCCUGAUAGUGCUUUCCGCGCCAUGUCUCCGCAAACAAUAUCCAAGCACUUCGACUGGGCCUCUGAUCUGACUACAGAAUUUCCUUCGGAGGAGGAGCUUGGACUGAACAGCAAGAACUUUUUGGAUGGAGGUAACGAUGUUGAAGCAGGUGUACACGUACAAGCUGAACCUGUAGGUGAGAACGAUAGCCAACAAACAUUGCCUUUGCCCGAUAGCGGAGGCUCAGUGUCUCCGAUGUGCAGCAGCCGGCCAGAAAUAACGCCUGAAGUGCUGCGCAAUGAGGACGAUAGGCAGCAAGGGGUCAAGAAGUGGAGCCAGGUAGAAAUUGAUCCUUCUAGUAAGACUAGAAGUUCUACAAGUAGUACUCAUGCUUCUGUCGUUCAGCAGCAUCACAAUCAUCUCGUUCGUGAAAAUCGCGGCCUCUGCCAACACCAAGAGAACUCCAGUAUUACUACUAGAGAGGACCAUAACAUCAACAUCGUUAACCCGCCCCAACAAGAGGAUGCAAUGAUGACCACAAAUAAGAAGAGUGGGACGGAGACGACAACGACUCCGAGUAGUGUGGAUGGCUCAACGAGAUCGACAGGCGUGCCUCCUGCUGAUUCAGCAUUCCCACCGAUCCCACCUGAGGAACCGUUGGGCAAUUCUUCCCCUAGGAGAACAGUCUUAGAUGAUGAUCAUGAAGGUAUUAUUUUAGAUGUAGACAGGAGUCAUGCAUAUAAAAAUCAUGAUGAUCGGACGAGACGAGGUGGAAACAAAGUAGGUGAUGUAGGACGAACUGUGCUGCCCGAAGAUGAGCAGACGACCACUACGCACAAAAUUGAAGAUAGCAUAGCUUUUCUCGGAGGACCAAUGAUACCUUCUUCGAACGAUAUAAUCGUAGGAGUUAGCUCUCCGGUGCCACCCUCUAGUACCACGUCCCCUUCCAGAAUGCUCAAAACGUCUUCUUACAGUAGAACCAUUACUACUACCACAACGUCCAGAACGAUACACCAUUCGAUGGCUACAUCUUCUUCGCAACUACACGAAGAGGAUCUCCCACCAGCCCAAGAAAAUUAUGGUGGACCUCCCAGUUCAUCGACUGAAGACUCGACAUCAGACGCGCACGCGCUGUCUCCGGAAUUGAGUGGGCAUCCACAACAAAUGGGCCUCGAGGAGAUCGAAGCGGAGCUCGGUGCGAUUCCUAUCCCGAACUUGAGUCCGGUGAUCGACGGCGUAGUGCGUAAUCGUGGGAUCCGCCCACCGGACGCAAGACCUGUGCCAAGAGCCUUGCUGGUGUUGCCACGUGGUUGUAGAGAUUCAUUAAGGGUAGGUUAAAGGUGCUUUUCUUACCGCUUUUUAUGCCUCUCUCCCUUAGGGGGAGAAAGGCAUAAAAAGCGGGGUAAGCAAGCACCAAAAACCUACCUCUAAAUUCAUCUGGUACGGGAGGUAGUUUUGGAGGUGGAGGUAGAGGCAGUGGGAGUGGAGGCCUUCAUAGUCGAAACAACGGCUCACUAGGAGGUAAUGGUGCCUCGUCUCUUUCUGCUCUAGGAGAUGAGGACUGCUAUGACGACGAAACUUCCUGUCCAAGAAGAUACGCCAUGGUCCUCCUGAAAAAACCACUCUAUGUAGUCCGCGAUUCGCGUGUGGUCAGCGUCUUAGGCACGUUCUGGCGUCUCGCGAGACAGCCCUCUGCAAUCAUCCGCUCAGUCGCUAACGUCAUUCUCAACCUGUUCCCUCCACUCGUCGAAGAAACCCGAACUUUCCAUCAGUUGUCUACUGUGGAAGAAGGGGAACUCUACUAACUACUUGAGUACCUUAGAGUGUUAGAGUUGCAUGGCCUUCUGGUUGUAAUCCCGCAAGGACCUCAUGAAGUACUACCGCGUAUAUUAGCCACGUCCCCAUAUUUUUAUAGUCAUACAUCAAGCAGAUGAAUCGACUUCCCCGCAGCUGCAAGCACAACAACAAGCGUAACGCCUUUGAAAUUUUCAUGUGAAGACAUCGAUCACUGGAGCCGCAUUUUUCGCUCUCGACCAUCAAACUCGGAAGUAGUAGCACUUUUACUCGCAAAGUAGUGAUUCACAAAUAUUAUCAGCACAAAAGCGCCAGACUGGACAAGUCGACUAGAAUCUCGACCACUCCCGAAGCCCUUCGCGUUUUCUUUCUGGCAGGUUCUUACUUCAUCGGAUGAUACCUACGAUAAGUGGCGUCCGUGUUCUUUGAUAGUUUAUGAUCAAUACACGAUAUCGGACCAAGUAGAAGUAGACCAACAUACCACUACCAGUACAAGUACUAGCUAUGGCUAUCAUCUAUCAACAUGGAUUAAACCAUGAAAAUUAGACCUUACACAGGCCUUACUGCAAAACACCUCUUGCUAGGCACAGUCAUUCAUUCAUUCAUUCAUUCAGUUAAAAAGACGAAUGUUGAGCGUUACGAGAGCCUCACUUUUCUGCGUUCAGCAUUUCUUCCCCGUGAAAAAUGACGUUUUACUACUAAGAAAUUAAAGUCUUCCUCUUUCUCAGAGUCUUCACAUCCAUGAGGACACGGUGGUGAAUUUUUAAGUCCGACAUUUUCGAAUCUGAAUCAACAGUUCUUCAUCUUCUUGGUACCUACUACAAUGACCACGGAGGUCGUGAUAAAGAGAAAGCGAUUGGCUUUCCAUGAUAAAGAGACUUUUCUUUUCUUUGGGUUUACAUUUAGACACUUACUGUAGCAAGAAACAACUCGAGGUAACAAGCAUGCAAGACGCAGACUUUUGAGCAGCAGUCACUCUCACUCCCAGGUCACAAUAGCAGUCAGCGUCACCACCUUAUGAAAUAAAAAGUAAGUACUAAAAAUAUUAACAACCGUCACCAAGACAAACACAGAGAUAUAAUAUCUCUGCUGCUGCUGCUGCUGCUGCAGUAUGAAGAGUAGAACAUCAUCGUUGUAUGUUAAAAAACUGCAACUUGUACCUUAUUCUGGCUGGUGCGAUCAGCCGCCCUCGCACCACGACCCGACUAUAAUCGACAUGUCGAUGACCACACAACAUGUUGAUGACUACACACCCUUUGAUGUCAUCUGUACAUAGUAGAUCUGUAAUCUUCGACAUCAAAACGAACACUGAACAAUUACAAGUGGAACAUGUUGGUGUACUUAUAACGUUCAACUAUGUGCCUGCCUCUCGAGUGCUCCUUGGACGAUGCUGCUCGAGAGGUACUACUGCAUGAAGUCAACAUUGAGUGGCCGAUCGGAAUACUGAAAAUUACAACUAGAUUUGCUAGGCAGAACUGCUACGGCAACAAAUAGAUUUACGAACGUGAUGAAUGUAGAUGACUGUUUGUGAUCGUUGUACUAAAAAAACUACGAAAAUUUUACGCUGUACAUUAUUCUUUGUCUACUUGCUGUCUAGAUCAUGCUGAGUCGUAUCUCUAUAAAGGUCGUGGUAAGUUCUCUUUUAGAUCUAGAAGUAUGUUUUUUAGUCUUCCAAUGUCAAUCUUCUAUGUGGGCUUAAGUGAAAAUGUCGUUGUCAUCGAUCUUUUUCAUCCCGGCCUUUGAUGACCGAGGAAACAAGACAUGUUGUUGGUUCAACACAGAUGCGUCCAAUCGGCAAGGCUUUCUUACACUUACAACUUAUUCGCUGUUCUUGUAUUUUUCUUGCCUCCACCUAGUAGUGGUUAAACAACUAUUAACAGAAUGUUGUCCUUUCUUGAGACAAUAAUCAACGUUGAUCCUUUCUUCUAUAGGAUGAUUCUUAGGUGAUGGAAACGCAGGAGCCUCUGCAACGCUUCCCCA
Amoebophrya sp. A25 is the source of this 8518-nucleotide messenger RNA. Lineage: Eukaryota; Dinophyceae; Syndiniales; Amoebophryaceae. The record is from the annotation of a GenBank genome assembly.